Messenger RNA from Rubroshorea leprosula, 2827 nucleotides. Lineage: Eukaryota; Viridiplantae; Streptophyta; Magnoliopsida; Malvales; Dipterocarpaceae. The record is from the annotation of a GenBank genome assembly.
UCUUUAAUUGACCCAAGCGGAGAAACCGCGGAACCCGCGUUAGGAACACGAAAAAAAAAAAAAAAAAAUCACCUUCUCCUCCGUCGUUCAACGGCUUCUGUUACCUCGCCUUUUUUCCGAUGGAUCUUCAAAUUCUUCAUUCUUAACAUCGUUGCUUUCUACCCCCCGGAAUCAAUGAAUUUGUAGUAAUCCCCGAUUUAUCAUGAGAUGCGUUGGCUGCCAAGCAUCUCCUUCUCUUCCUCUUCUUCUUCCUCCGCCUCCUCCUCCUCCUCCUCCGCCACGUCCUCUUCCUUCUCGUUCUUUCAUUUGUCUUCAUCCACGUCGUCGUCUCCUAAGAACAACGGGCACGACAACAAUCAGAAGAGUUUGAGUCAGCAUGAACAGCACCAUCACCGUUACAAUUUGCCCGGAUCUAGCAGUAUAGCUCCCAAGCUCAACAGGCAGAGGAAGCCGAGGAAUCUAAGCGACCAGGAACUUGUCGAGGUUAAAUCGGAGACUGUAGUGGCGCUUUCAAAGUCCUCCAGCAGUUACGAUAAUUGUCCUACCGUGUCCAUACCGGUGCCAAAGUCGUCAUCUGUGUCGGUAGCUGUGCCGUUGCCGCUACCGUUGCCCGUUCCAGAUGCGGACGUGGAGCAGCGGCAUCCAUCGCCGAAGGAACUCGGUCCUGGUAAAUAUGUAGAGGACAGAGACAGGGAUAGGGAUGGAGAUAAAGCAGACGGGCUAGGUGGAGUAAGUGUCCCUUUGACCCCGGCCGCCAGCACAUCUGUUGCUCGUGACUCAAGGUCAACAUUCAGGCUGGCGCGUCAAGAUGUGAAUCAAGAGAAAAGUCAUAGGGAUGAGUUUAGGGUAAAUGUUCCUGCUCAGAGUUCAACUAAUAGCCCCUUUACCAGUCCUGUACUUAGCCCGCAGAGAAGAAGUUCUGCUGAUGCUUUCCCACUUUAUUACAUGGUUCCUAAAGGAAAUCAUGUGUGGUCAGCACCAGAGAUGCCAAGCUUAGAUGUUCCAGGGCUCCCUCCCCCUGCAUUCUUUGAUUAUACUGCUUUUAGCCCUGAUAAUACUCCACUCCACAGUCCAAAUAGAAGUCCCCGUCGAAACGCUAGAAGCCCAAGUGGACCUGCUUCACCUUUGCAUCCCAAAUUGUCACUUGAUACAUCAUCAACAUGGCUUGAAAGUAAUGGUCCUCUUGGUGGGCAUCCACUACCUCUUCCUCCAGGAGCACCCAUGCCUUCACCAUCAUCUUCCAUUCUACCAGGGGCAACUAAACCAGAGUCACUGCCCAUGAAUACUCAAUGGCAAAAGGGAAAGCUUAUUGGCCGUGGUACAUUCGGCAGCGUUUAUGUUGCCAGUAGCCGAGAAACCGGAGCUUUAUGUGCCAUGAAGGAAGUUGAAAUGUUUCCUGAUGACCCAAAAUCUGCAGAAUGUAUAAAGCAACUAGAGCAGGAAAUUAAAGUUCUCAGCCAGCUGAAGCAUACAAAUAUAGUGCAGUAUUAUGGAAGUGAAAUAGUUGAAGAUCGGUUUUAUAUAUAUCUUGAAUACGUACAUCCUGGUUCGAUUAAUAAAUAUGUUCAGGAACAUUGUGGUGCCAUGACAGAAUCUGUUGUUCGCAAUUUUACUCGCCAUAUUCUUUCAGGGUUGGCUUACUUACAUGGCACAAAGACUAUUCACAGGGACAUCAAAGGGGCUAAUUUGCUCGUUGAUGCAUCUGGUGUUGUCAAGCUUGCUGACUUUGGAAUGGCAAAACAUCUUACUGGACAAAGAGCUGAUCUGUCUUUGAAGGGAAGUCCCUACUGGAUGGCUCCAGAGCUCAUGCAAGCUGUAAUGCAAAAAGACAACAGCUCUAAUUUAGCACUUGCUGUUGAUAUUUGGAGCUUGGGCUGUACAAUCAUUGAAAUGUUCACUGGGAAACCUCCUUGGAGUGACUAUGAAGGGGCUGCAGCUAUGUUUAAAGUGAUGAAUAAUACCCCUCCCAUACCAGAAACACUAUCACCUGAGGGCAAGGAUUUCUUGAGAUGCUGUUUCCAAAGAAAUCCUGCAGAUAGACCAUCUGCUAGCAUGUUGCUAGAACAUCGAUUUCUGAAAAGCUCACAGCAGUCAGGCAUCCAAUCUGCCACCCCUUUGUUUAAUGGGAUGAAAUCAAUGGAUCUGCCCCUUAGUCCAAGAGAGCAUUCUGAUAUUAAACUCGAUCAGUUGCCAGUACUUCCAAGCUCAAGGAGUCCAAAAGCAGUGACAUCUGAAAGUGAGACUGCCCAACGAUCUCAUCAUGAAGCUUCCAACUUAAGAAGGGCCUCACGUCAUUCUCCAUGUUCUACCCUUGAGGCUCUUCCUAGUCUAUCUCCUCCACGCUCGCAUCAGAAUGCACAUCACUACCAUUCUUAGCUCUACCAACUGUGGUUUCAAUUAGAUAACAUGGAGGAGAGAACUACUGCUGCGUUGUUUUUUCAAUACUCCCGGAAGACCUUUAUGGGAUGCUGAGCAGGUGAGUUGUGGCAAUAGGGAAUGGAUUCGUUUCAUCGAGGACUUCCCCCAAUAUGUUUCAUCCUGCCAGACACAGCAGCAGUUAGGCACGGGUUUUUGUAAUACUAUGUUCACUAAUUUAGAGCUACAAAAUUAAGGGAGUUGUUUUUAUGUAUAUUUGCACGAGCUGAUAUUUGUCAUAGCCUUGUAAAUUCGAAAAUCAAUAAAAAUGUAGUUUUUAGAAUGUAUUGAUGUAACAUAUUCUCCUUCCUUUUUUUUUAUGAGGGAUUAGUGGAGCAAUUUGAUUUUAGUGAUCAGUUCUGUUGCUAUUUGCUAAUACUCGAUUGUUGUUUAAGAAAAUGUAUGGGUAAGA